UUGGUCGGGUGUAGGGGGUAAAAACAACAAUUGUAAAACAGCAUUUAUAUGUUGUAACAAUUCUUUGGUCAAAAACAUACACGUUGCACCGAGAUGCACUGGAAAUUUUGCACAAAACACACAUACAUGUAACUCAAAACAAAGCCAAAACAAUAAAUUUUGGUACGCAAAAGGAACCCUAUCACAACAGCACAAUACAGGUGGAUAUUUCUUUAAAGUGUUGGAUGCUUUGUGUUUUUUGGAUCGGCGAUGCUUUUGUGACUAAUGUGGACGUCAGAACAUUAGAUUUUUUUCUCCAGCAAACAAAUGUCUCAAUUACAUUGUUUCCCUGCUUCAAUAGUCAGAAGUCAUCGACAGGUCACAAAUUCAGCGCAGCCAUUUAAGUUAAACCGAUCCCCAGCUUCAAUUUAUUCAUAUUUUGUGGGUUUUGAAAAAUUACACAAGCUUGCGCAACCUUCACCUUACAGUCUAGAAACGGGUAUGUAAGCACGAAAACGACCCAAAUUUAUUACGAAGGUUCAGUUUUUUUUCAAUGAUUUUAAUCUCAGAAUAACAAAAAGCAAGGUCGUAUGAAGACAAGUUAUUAUGAAUAGAGGCAUGGUCAUAAUAGAAAUGAAAUAGCCAUAUCAAAGGGAUAGUUUUUAAUCCAACAUACGCUAGCUUAGACAUAAUCUCCGGAAAACAACCGGUAGGGGGAAAACAGUCACAUUUAUAAUAGUUGCAAACAAGUUCAAAACAGAAAUCAAUUAAGAAAAUAAACAAGUUAAAUCAAUAGGUUUUGGACAUUUAAAUCUGGGUGAAAUACCCAGUGACGCCAUCGAACCCUGACCGUAUAUAAAUGGGAUAUUGUCUAACAUCUCUGAUUUAUAACUUUGAUACAGCAAUGGACACCAGGAGCAAAGAAAAGUGGAAAGUUGCUCUUUUAUACUUUUUUGUGUGGGAAUUAUUAGCAACUAAUGGUGCACGUGCACAGGACUUCCAGGUGUACCAACGAGGUGUCGUUACAGCCGAUCAGUUAACAGAGCUCGAGUUGGGCAACCCUGCUGGCAGGGUUAGGGUGGCACGGAGCACGCGUCACAAGCGGCAGGCGUCCACCGCCUCACAACAGUAUAUAGACGCACACAAUGACGCAAGGACGAACGUCAUCCCUACAGCCACUAACAUGCUGAAGAUGAAAUGGAGCAGUGAACUUGCCACGGUCGCAGAAAAUUAUGCAAAGAGAUGUAUUUGGGGACACAACGCUGGCCGUACCUCCGAUACACAAGCUUUGACGUCACAGUUUAGUUACGUCGGAGAAAACCUUUACGUUACCUCGAGAAGUUCGGCAGACCCUUCCGCAGCGGUAAAGGCGUGGGAUGACGAAAAGUCCGAUUAUACAUAUAGCACCAAGGCCUGCAGCGCUGUGUGCGGACAUUACACACAGGUCGUGUGGUCCAAUUCAGAGUAUGUAGGCUGCGCUUCCCAUACAUGUUCAUCAUUUACGGGGUUAAGUUCUGCAUUCAAUGGCGGGACCAUUGUCGUUUGUAACUACGGACCAGGGGGAAAUUUUAACGGACUACAUCCGUACUCGUCGGGCACUUCCUGUUCCGCUUGUCCUAGCGGGUACACGUGUUCAAACAAUUUAUGUGACGACGGAAGCGGAAAUACAAAUGUUGUGGAGCCUGUGGUAGACUCCGUCAGUCCGAAUGAGGGCAGUUUGUGUGGGGAGACACGGCUUUUGAUCAGUGGGCGGGGCUUCUCCCAGGACAACAUCAAUGAAGGAAACCAGGUCCAGCUGGUGUCCGGAACCACAUCCUACGACUGUCCGGUCAACAAAGAUGGUACCACCGAGGUCAAAGUCAUGUGCUACACCCCGCCCGGGAUGAAGGAUGAUACAUACUAUGUCAGACUGACGGUCGAUGGGAAGAAAGUGCCGGAAAACAAACACUGUGGGGGCGCCACCAGUAGUAAAUGUCGCUUCAGGCCACAUUCUGAGAGAACACCCCAAAUUACAUCCAUUGACAAUGAAGCGGUGGCCCCGGGUAGUGUGUUAACAAUCAAUGGAAAGAUGUUCACCGAUCGGUUUGACACCAACGUCGAGGAAAGCUCCAAUGGAAGAACGGAGAAGAUCCUUAGGGUGUAUGGAGGACCCAUGCUGUGCGAGCUGAAAAAGGAAAAUGAGAAUGAUGUCUUCUAUGGAAUGGCGCUCAAUAAUGAUGGCACUAGUGACGAUGGAUACAUGAUGUGUAAACUCGGUGGAACUUUCGUUGGAAACAACAACGCCAGCUUUAUCAUCAGUGACGGCUUUGGAAGGUCGUGUCGCAGUGGAAGCAGCCUCUAUCUGAGUCGUAACGGACAAAUCUACCAGUACCAGACCUACGCAGAAAUCACGUCAGUCACGCCCAACACGGGCAGCAUCGGGGGCUGCACCACUAUCACCAUAACGGGCCGUAACUUCGAUGACAAGGAAUCUCGAUCUAAGACUCAAGUCUUCGUAGGAGGAACUAAAUGUGAGGUCCAGUCUUUGACGACCACAGAAAUUGUGUGUAAAACUGCCAUGCAACCCUCGCCUGUCCCAACAUCUUACCCAGGUAACAGAGGUUUAACAUUGGAAAUUUGGAACAACACGGCCAAAUCCCACUCCAACUUAGAUGACGUAUUACUACUGAAUGAUUCCGCGCCGGAUUACAUUCUUUCACACACUGACAAGACCUACCUCUCGGAGAACCUGGACAAUUAUGUGUCACGGGCCCGUGGCUACUUCAUUCCUCCCUACUCUGGAGUCUAUGCGUUCAGGAUAAUGGCAGACGAUGGUGGAAGCCUCUACUUCAGUACCAGUGACAAUCCCGAUGAUAAGACAAAAAUAGCUUUUUCCAAGUCCUACACAAACAGAUAUACCAAAUUCCCGGAGCAGACGUCACAAAGGAUUAGCCUCAUUGCUAACCAAAAGUACUAUAUGGAAAUUCUUCACCGGGAGAAUUCCGUUGCAGCCUAUGCAAAAGUAGCUGCUCAUUUGUACGACACAAAAUUGACCAAUGAGAGCAUAGCAGCAGCCAAACAAGAGAACCAGUUAAUUUCUGUCCGAUCCACCAUCGUCAGGGAGAAGCAGACGGUCACUCUGAGUGGAUUCUCCACCAAAUCUAGCGUUAAUGAGGUACAGGAAGUGGACCUGACGGAGAAUGGUGGAAGCUUCUCUGAUGCCACCUUCAGACUGGGCUUGGAUGGAGUGUAUACUACUCUCCUGACCACCUCCACCCCAGAGGCUGACAUAGGAAGUGCUCUUCUGCAGCUUCCUGUUUUCCACCCGUCCGAAUCUGUUACCGUGACAGCAGCUCCUAAAGCUAACGGAGCUGGUAUUGUAUUAACAGUCACCUUCUCCUCAAAAAGAGGGGACAUCAAUACACUUCAGUACAAGACCUACCCUGGUUCUAAUGGGGAGACUCUCGGGAUCACAGUGACAGAGAAAACAAACGGAGUCCCCAGUGGGGAGUAUUUCACUCUGAGUAUGGCGGGAGUGACCUCCCCUCUUCUGGAGUAUGAUUUGUCUGCUAAUGAUAUGAAAGAUGGAUUGAACCAACUUUUUGGUGUCAGAUGUCCAAAAGCCAUUGCUAGCCCGGCAGCUACAAAAGUUCAUCACACGUUUGAGGAGAGUAUUCCUGGGGGGUUGGGAGGGAGUAGAAUCGGAGAUGAGGAAGCCUUUUGUGGGAAAUACUCGGUGAAGAACCCCUGGUACCUCUACAGAGAUGACGACACUGGUCUUAAACUGGGUCAGAGUGUCAGAAUGCUAUGUUUUGCUUACAAAGGUGUGAUUAGGGACUUUGUGAGACUGUAUUAUUCGUACACUGAUGCACAGAACGUUCAGCAGACUGGCAAAGCGACCACCUUCUCUCACAGCAUGGUCCACACUGCGGAUAUCUGGAAGUACGCCUGCUUUGACAUGUACACGGCCCUAACAGGCAAGGUUCCCACGGGAACAAGUUUCAUCCUGACUCGUGCCCAGGUGUUUCGAGAGAGUGCCGAGGUCCUUUUUGAUGAGGUGAUCAUUGGACGAGAACGACCUCUGACCUCAGAUGCUGAUAUUGCAACGGUGAAUGAGCUGAGGAUGAGGGCUUCUACACCCAAUAAUUACCGAAUGGAUCAAGUUCAGGUUGAUAAAACAACCGUCAACAACAACCCAACAUAUGAGAUCACACUGACUCCAUUCGACUGCGGCUACAACUUCCGAAAAUUCCAGUCGGUUAAUGGGCAGGUUGUGUCCGGUGGUUCAGUCUCGGUGGUUCGAACCCAGACAGCCUCUCCUCCAGUCCAGGGAAGCUUCACGGUAACAUUUGCCGGGAAAUCCAAGUCAGGAAUUCCUUAUGAUGUGACGGGAGAAUCCCUGAUCGAGAUGUUAGAAUCAGGAAUCCCAGAAAUGGGGAAUGUGUACGCAUAUCGCCAUGGAGACUGUGCUUCAUUUGACCUAAGUGUGGCCUUCCUUACUAAAGCCGGUGACCAGGAAGAAAUGCAGCUUACAAGUCAACUAUCUGGCGUAGAUGUAAUGUUAAACAUCUCCACAGUAGUUGAUGGAGGGAUAACCUUUGACCCCAUUCAUGGUGACAUGUUAAUGACGUACCAUGACAAGCCACAGGUGAUGGCCUACAUAAACGACAUCCCCACUAAAUGCAGUGGAGUGUGUACGUUUGAGUGGACUAUGGCAGCUACUAUGACUGUCACCUCAGUUAACCCCACAACAGCCACAGCAGGAAAUGACAUCACCAUAAUUGGGACAAAUUUCGACACGGUGGCAUCCAAUCAUAAUAUCACAAUCGGUGGAGUGGAGUGCGUCCCCAAGUCUUCCACCACCACUCGGAUCAUCUGUACUGUGGGCAGUGGACCUGCAGGAUCGUACCCAAUAGAAAUCAUUCUAGCAUCCAAGGGGUGUACCCACAAUGCUAAUGGAAACGUGACCUUCACUUACCCAUUCCAACUGUCCAGUGUCUCCCCGCUCUCUUCAAACCUCGGAGGUGGAGUUGAGAUUACCUUGACUGGGUAUGGCUUUGGUAAUGAUGAUAAUGUCACGAUUGGUGGAUCACCAUGCAGCAAAAGAUCUACAACCUCGACACAGAUUGUCUGCAUUGCUCCCAACUCUAACUCGGCCGGCACAGGAGACAUUGUAGUUCACCAGACUGGUGGGGGCACUGUGACGUUUGGCAGUCAGUAUAGUUACACAAACACGGGAAUGACCGUCAUUUCUUCCGUCAGUCCAUCCACUAUUUCAGUCGGAGGAGGUGACACUCUGACCAUUACUGGUUCCAACUUUGACCUGUCCAGCAACCUGACCAUCGGUGACACCGUUGUCCCCAUUUCCUCCAUCACGGCCACCACAGUCACUGCUGUCCUACCAGCGAUGCAGCCCGGAAACUACCCCAUCAAACUUGCAGGUUCAAGUGGAUACGCUGUUGAUGGUUCCAACAACAUUCCAUCUCUAGACAUUAAGUUCCGUAUUACCAAUGUUUAUCCGCUCCAAGGUUCAGUGAUGGGGGGGACCAGAGUAACCAUCACAGGGGAGGGCUUCUCCACCAACACCACAGGGACAGCAGUCAGAGUGGGACCGAACGACUGUAUCAUAGAGUCAGCCACCUCCACCCAAAUCAUCUGUCUGAUCCAAGACACAGCUACCAUCCACAAAGUGGAUAACCAGGGCAUUCAUCCACAAUUCAAGUUGUCAGGAUAUGCAUGGAACCCCAAGAACCUGGAGAUCAAAACGGGGGAUAUUGUGGAGUGGAGAUGGUUCUUUGCCUCCUACAUCACUGGCUUCACCCCCCGGGUUGUUCAGGUCAAGGAUGAGGUGUCCACAGAGGAGUUCCCUGGGGGCUUCAACAGCGGAGCACCUGCUGCCUCAGGCGUGUUCAGACACCGGUUUACGGUGGCUGGUAAAUACUGCUACUGGAGCGACUAUUGUGACGUCUACAAGACAACCUUUUUCCGAGGCUGUGUCAGUGUGGUGGACAGACCCUCCACUUCCUCAGGGGAAGUCUCUGUCACCAUGGGACAAAUUGCAGCCCAACAUAUCAUAAACUCAGGGGUUUCCAAUCCUGUGGACACCAGUGCUUGUAAGGGUUCCACUGAUCUCCUCCCCAGCUGUUUUCUUCUAGCCUCACCCACAGGCAGCACCAAAUUCCAGUUCACCUUCUCUCGCUGUUCCACGCCAGUCAUCACCUCCAUCAGCCGUCAGAGUGGCUCUUCCCAGGACGUGAUUGACAUUGAAGGAGAGGGCUUCAGCUCCACAGAAUGCCAGAACGAGGUCUACUUUGGUAACAACCUCUGCUCGGUGACAGCCGCGACGUCAACCAAGAUUUCCUGUAAUAUUGACCCCAGCAGUUCUCCUCAGACGGGGAUCAUGGAGGAAAUCAGAAUGAGGCACAACAAUAUGGGCAAUGCUUUGAUUCAGAUUCCUGGUCAGACUGCGCGGACAUUUGCCCUGGUUCCCGAGGUAACGGACAUUCUGCCUCCUCUUGGGUCUGUGAUGGGAGGUAAUGAGAUCGAGAUUGUGGGCACUGGUUUUGAUGAUGACAUCUGGGUGACGGUGACAAUUGGGGGAUAUCCCUGCCCUGUCUCUGAUGCCACCUACACCUCAAUCAAAUGCACAGCCAGGAAUCUAAACUCAGCUGGACCCAAGACUCUGGAGGUCUCUGUAACUUCUCCGACCGGUAGCUCAGUCCAGGCUAAAUGUGGAGUGUUAUGUCAAUAUGUGUAUGACCCUAAUGUCACCCCUCAGUUAGGCGGUGUGACCCCGGGUAAUGUGGAUGGAGGUUCGCCCACAUCACUGAGUUUCACUGGGUCAAAAUUCGGAACUGUUCCUUCUGCUGUGUCAGUCACUGUAGGAGAUGAAAUAUGUACAGUGUCCUCCGUGACCGAUAGUACCAUUGUGUGUGCAAUCCGCUACCUCCCUGCUGGAGCUAAUACCGUGAAGGUCCUAGUCAAUGAUGUCGGCCUGGCCCAGGGGUCGCUGACGGUGGCAGGAGAUACCACAAUCGCCCGUCUGUCAUCCACUGAUGGCAGCACUAACGGAGGAUCACAACUCACCAUUGAGGGGAAUGGUUUCGUGUCUGGUACUACUGUCAGUAUAGACGGAUCAGGCUGUGUGGUGACGGAGGUUACCUUGAACAAUGUGACCUGCACCACACCUGCUCAUGCCGCCGGGGCUGUGGUGGUCAUGGUUACCUCCAACAGUCAGACUUAUCCUCAGCAGAACUACACGUAUGCCACCGCCAGCACCCCAGCAAUCACAGCCGUCAGCCCCGCCCAGGGAUCAGCAGGCACCACCCUGGUUCUGACAGGACAGAACUUUGGUGCCACCAACGCUGAGAAUGUGGUCACUGUUGGAGCAGCAGUUUGUGUGGUGACGUCAUCAUCUGUUACAGAAGUCCGGUGUACAGCAGGCGUUCAGAAUGUCGGUUCAUUCGCUGUGGUACUGACAGUAACCAACAAAGGGCAGUCCAAUAAUGAUCAGAUGUUUGAAUAUCAGCUGUUGCUGUCCUCCAUCACACCUACCAGUGGAAGCAGUGCUGGAGGUCAGGCAGUAACAUUAUCAGGAUCUGGAUUUGACGCUGGGACAACAGCAACUGUGUGUGGCCAGCCAUGUGUAAAGGUCGUUAAUGCCACCCAAACGGCUGGGAGCUUUGUCUGUAAAACUCCAGCAGCUACUGCCCCUGUAGUAGGCUCACAGGCCUGUGAUGUCAAUGUAACAGAAAAUGGAGCAACAAGAACUCUGAUUGGAGGGUAUACAUACGACGCUUCAAAAACUGCCGAGAUUACUGGAGUCAGUCCUGCCCGUGGGGGCACAGGAGGGGGCACCUCUGUCACAAUCACAGGGACAGGAUUCGGUUCUGUUCCGUCUGAUGUAACGGUGACAAUAGCGGGAACCCCCUGUGAUGUUGCCUCGGUUACAAACACUCAAGUGGUGUGCACAACCAACCAACACAGCAAGUCCGAGAAAGUCAAUAUUGAAGUGGAGGUCGCUGGCAAUGGAAUCGCUACACAGACUUCGGCUGAGUACUUCUAUGUGGACGUCUGGUCGUCUCCAUUUACUUGGGGUGGAGGACCGCUUCCUAAGGAGGGUGACUUUGUGGUCGUCAGUAAAGGACAGAACAUUCUUCUGGAUGUCGACACGCCAAAACUCAAAAUCAUUCUCAUUAGAGGAGGUGGAUUGAUAUUUGAUGAAAAGAAUCUUCAUCUUCAAGCAGAGAAUAUCCUUAUUACUGACCAUGGUGUGCUCCAGAUUGGUACCGAGACUGCACCAUUUCAGCAUCAAGCCACAAUAACACUGCACGGCCACCAUCGCAGCAAAGAGUUUCCAAUCUAUGGAGUCAAGUCUAUUGCUGUUAGGACCGGGAAACUCGAACUUCACGGUAAGCCUAUUGCUACCACAUGGACAACUCUAGCAUCAACAGCCGCUGCUAGCAGCUCCACGAUCGUCCUGAAAGACGCUGUCACCUGGAAAGCAGGAGACCAGGUUGUCAUAGCAACAACCAGUCAUCGUCACUCGCAGAGAGAAAAUGAGUUCCGGACCAUUCAGUCAGUUGGUGGAGACCAGAAAACUAUCACUUUGACACAGCCCCUGACCUAUGAACACUUGGGAGUGUCUGAGACGUUUGACGGCACACAGGUAGAGUUCAGGGCUGAAGUUGGCAUGGUUACCAGAAACAUUAAGAUUCAGGGAGCCAGUGAUUCACAGUGGGUAGAGAAGAUUGAAGCCUGCCCAGAUGGGUUCGAUACAGGUGAAUUUGCUGUCCAGACCUGUUUCCAGGGUCGAUUUGGGGAGGAGAUGGGCAGUGACCAGUUUGGCGGUCAAAUCAUGAUCCACUCUCCUGUAGCUAAUCAGCUCACUUCUCAUGCUCACAUCGAGUAUGUGGAGUUGUUCCACGUCGGUCAAGCUUUUAGACUUGGCAGGUAUCCCAUCCAUUUCCAUUUGAACGGGGACAACACUGGGUCCUAUGUCCGAGGCUGUGGAAUCCACGAAACCUUCAACAGAGCAGUCAACAUCCAUGGCAGCCACAACAUCUUGGUAGAGAAGAACGUUGUUUACAACGUGAUGGGUGGAGCCCUGUUCUUCGAGGAUGGAAUUGAAACUGGAAACACCUUACAGAACAAUUUGUUGGUGUUUGUGCGAGAAAGCACUAGCUUACAAAAUGAUGAUGUGACGCCAGCUGCCUGCUGGUCCACCAAUCCCAACAACACAGUGCAGUUUAACCAUGCUGUGGGUGGGUCUCAUUUCGGUUUCUGGUUCAGAAUGCAUGCUCAUCCUGACGGACCCUCUUUUGAUCCUGAUAUUUGUCCCCAGCAUGUUCCUGUAGGAGUGUUCAAGGGAAAUGUGGCUCACUCCAAUGGUUGGUUUGGAUUGUGGGUGUUUCCUACUAUGAAGUCAAGAACUGGGGGAGAAUGCGGCUCAACCACUCCUUACCAAUCCGUUUUUGAGAGUUUGACGGCGUGGAACAAUGAAAAAGGAGCUGAGAUAGUUAACGGUGGUGCUUUUGUCAUGAGAGACUUUGUUCUAGUCAACAACAAACUUGCUGGUUAUGAAGGGAAGAAGAUCUUGGAGGGUGAACAGCUCAUUCAGAACUCUCUCAUCGUGGGUCAUGCUAGUUCUCUUACAAAGGUUGAACAAGGCUGCACUAGGGGAGGAGUCAUUCUGCCCUACGGUUACAGAUUUAAAUUGGAGGGUGUCAGAUUUGUCAAUUUCGAUGAAAGUGGAUGCGCUACAAUUGCCACUGCUAGAAUCACGGGCACCUGUUCUUUCCUUUGUGGGGGGUUCCUUUAUCACACCCAGGAUCUUAAGUUUGUGAAUGCCCCCAACAAAGGCAGAUACGAGUGGCUCUGGGAGUCUGUCAUUAAGGACAUAGAUGGCACAUUAAUUGGGGAAACUGGAGAUGCUGCCUCCAUUGCAGCUAAUGUGGGAAAAACUGUCAUUUCUACCUCUGAUACUCUGCCUCCUACAUGUGUCUCAUUCCCGAAAUUCAGCACCAGUGUGGCAGCCAGUGCCUGCGAUCCCAAUGUCAAAUUCCACAGAUUUGCGUUCAACGAGAUAUCCCCAAGUUCACUUCUAUACAAAGAUGCUAUCUUUAUCAACAGGUUCGGAAACGUGACAAAUCCCUACCGCAAGAAGGCCAUCACUCAUCCAAAGGGCUGGAACAUUAAUUUGGUGGAUGGAGAAGAAUAUGAAAUCAUAUUUGAAAAUGCUGAACACUUAUCCAACAUUAGUUACAAUGGAAGAUUUGAUUUAUUCACUGAAUCUGGAGCAUCAGCUGACUAUGUGAUCAUCAAACAAAAAUUGGCCACCGCACCUGAUCGAUUUAUGAUGGAUGGGCGAACACACAAGAACGGGACCCAGGCACCACUGGACCCCAGCACCGAUAUUCACGGAGCAUGGGAAUAUGUGUCUGCAGACAAGCAAAUCAAAUACCUGAUCUCUGCUAGAACUACUGCACCAAACAUCACCACCCCAGCCGGACGUAAGAAGCGAGCCUCGCCUUCAUCAGCCGAACGCGCAGAUAACCUCCAGGUUAAUUUUAAGUCCUAUAAAUGUUUCUUUACUGACUGCAUCGCCCCACCCGACCCUAAUACUAUACCCCCAGUGGACCAAAGACCAUCUGAAGUACAGCUUUGGUCUGAUAAAGGAACUUGGAACGGCACGGAGCCUGGAUGGGGAGGUUAUAAUAACGGAUCAUAUGACCUACCUGUAGAUGGCGAUGAUGUCAAGAUAGCAGAAGGUAAAUGGGUGCUUGCGGACACGGUCUUACCACGAAUGGGGAAACUGGUAUUAUAUGGAGUACUACAGCUGGAUCAUAACAAUGGAACGCGGGACUUUGUGUUGAACUGCACCUACCUUGUGAUUCUUGGUGGUCGACUGAUUGCCGGGUUUCCUAAUGAACCCUUCCUGUCCAAUCUCUUAAUCUCUCUCCAAGGAGACCACAGCACUAAUGGAUACACAGGGAUUAGUGGUCCACCAAUCGGAUCAAAGGUCAUAGCUUCAUUUGGAGGGCUGGAUCUUCAUGGGAUCAACAAAGGGGAGAGCUGGACUCAGUUGACCCAGACAGCUAAUACAGGAGACACCCAGCUCCAGUUACAGGCGGCCGUCAACUGGACCGCCGGGGACAAGAUUAUUGUGGCUCCUACCAGCUACAACACAUGGGAGGCAGAAACAGUGACCAUUACGGCAGUGUCUGUGGACAAAACAACGGUCACAGUCACACCGGCUCUUCAGUUCAAACAUAUUGCUCACACUGAAACAGCAAAUGGAAUGUCAAUCAAAAUGGCUGCAGAAGUCGGACUUUUGAGCAGAAACGUAAAAAUUGAGGGUGGAGCAUACCUCAAGCAAGAGGGUCAGUCGUUUGGUGCGAGGAUUGUCGUAGGACAAGCAGUGGAAGGGAAGAAUUCUUAUAUUGGAUAUGCUCGUAUUUCUAACGUGGAGUUUGUGCGUAGUGGUCAGGAGGGCUACAUUGAUCCCUGGGAUUCCAGGAGCGCUGUGGCAUUCAUUGAUGCCGGAACAGUGUCUGCCAUCAAGCCAUCCUACGUCAGAAGCUGUUCCUUCUAUCACAGUUACUCCCCCGCUGUUACAGUGUAUGGCACAAACAACCUGCCGAUAGAAUGGAACGUGAUGGCUGACAAUGUAUGGUUCGCCAUUGAGUCUCAGGGUGAUAACACUCAGAUCCGAAACAACUUCAUAACUAAAACGCAAUGGGAGGGCGCUUACCAGGAUCGCCUUGAGACCUUCAACGUGCGAUACAAUGGAGCCAUUAACCUGGACAAGGCUACGAACCCCGUCCUGGAGUACAAUCACGUGGGAGGAUGUGAGAGAGUCGGGUUUGCCAUUCUCGGGGAGCAGUGUAGUGCCCCCGGCAAAUUUGUAGGAAACGUGGCACACAGCUGCCUGCUGGGAGUGGCUAAUAUAAUGCUAACACUGACUUCUGAUUUGUCGCCUUGUGUGAAGAUUUCCAACUUCACAGUAUGGAAGAAUUUGGAUUAUGGUAUUUACUACCAGAACAGUGCUCCGAACGAGAUGUCAGACAUCCUGGCAGCAGAUAAUGGAGUCAGUAUUUUCCAGUUCAUUGCCGGACCUAGCGCCACAGGCCAUGCCUAUGCUGACCAGUACACCACGGUCAAGAAUUCUCUGGUCGUCGGAACAUCUGGAGCUUUUGAUUGUGCCACGGAUAAACUGCCGAGCGAUGAUAAUAUUGAGCUGAGUGGAAAUUCCCGACGACAUCCCGGAAACAAUAUGAGGGUUGGUGUCACCAUGCCAACCUUCUCGUCUGGAGGCAAUUCUGCUCCAGGAAAACCAUUUGCAGGAGUCAAGAAGUACCAGGCUAUUAUGGGAAGAUUUAACAUGGAAGACGUGACUCUCGCCAAGUUCUCUGACGUGUGUGGUAAUGGUGGAGACUUCGCAGUGACUCCUAACGCAGGAAAUGAUGACGGUAACCACCCAAUGUACACCAAACGAGUGACAUUCGUAGACGUAAGCACCGACUACAGGAUUAAAUACUGGCGGUCCAGCAUAGGUAAGAUCAACUCUGCAGACUGUGUGGACAUGGCUUGUGAUGCUAAGGUGAAGUCCCUAAUGGUGGACGAGGAUGGAUCCUUCUUGGGAUCUCCAGGAGCUGUCAUCCCACAGUCUGAGCACGAGUGGAAUGGAAAUCCACAAAUGGGAUUGGGAGACUACAGAAUCCCAAAGGAGAUGCAGACUCGGCUUGACGGGACCAGAAUACCAGUGGCGGAGCUUGCUCCUAAUAAAGGAAUCAUCAGAACAAAUAACUGUGUGUACCGAUCUAAAUGGCAGGCGUACGAGUGCCAUGAUUACGAUUACUUCACACUGACCAUCGAGAGCAUGGACUCAGACACAGAGACUCGGCGUCUGUCACCGGUGGCCAUCCUUGGAGAUGGUUACCUUGACCUAAUUAAUGGUCCUCAGGACCAUGGAUGGUGUAGUGGUUAUACCUGCAGGAAGAGGCUGUCCACUUUUCAGGCUCUCGUGGCGUCAGGGAAGGAUUACUUACUUCAUUACACAAGUACGUCCCCCCAGAACUCCAGAUUCUUCCUUCUGAAUGCAAAAGACACUGACUGCAUCGUACUUUCCAUUUGGUACUCCCAGCCAUGGCGACUAGAUGUCUACCAUGACAGCGUAUAUGUUAAGCCAGAAAACGUUCGAUUUGUUAAUCCAGGAAACCGAUACAUCAUUGACCCACCACCGGUUGGUCAGCCAGAUUUCUACAAACCAAAUGUGACCAGUUGCCAGGACACAGCGGGAGCAAGUUAUUUUGACCGUGAUUCCGGAAUUUUAACCAUCAACAUUCGAGGGUCCAAACCAAUCGAUAUCAAAACGGUAGACGUCAUUAUCGUAUCCUUCCAGUUCCCCGCCAUGAAGGAGUCGGACUUCUAUGGAGAGAACAUCGUCAUGAAUAUUGCUGCGUUUUGUGACAUUGAUGCUAGUCGAGUCCGAAUCACUAACAUUGUGAGAGAGACGCCUUCCAUCGGGCGUAGGAGAAAGAGAUCUGCUGGAGACAUCACUGCCUUCUCUGUGGAGAUUGGAAAUCCCCCUAGUGCAGGUGUGAACAGCACUGCGGUUGCUGGAGACCUCACCUCAUCAGAACUUGAAACAGCAGGCUCCAAGAUUGUGAAUGAAAUCCAGCUCGGGAACUUCAGUCAGAUUAUCAAUGUCAGCCAGGACACCACCUACUCCAUUGCUGAAGCCCCGCCCACUCCCGGCAGUCAGGAGUGGGGCGAGAUCAGUACAGAUGACAUCCCAUAUACCCCACUAUACAUUGUGGAUGCCAUGAAGUUCAAACCAGCUUUAGUGCCUCAACACGAAGGAGUACCAUUUUUCACCCAGCCCAAAAUACAAAUUGUAGAUAAAAAUGGAAACGUGAUAAAAAAGCUGGGCACAUCCUCUCACCCCUGGACCGUGACAGCGAGCGUCAGAGUCGGAACGGGAAAUCCGAGCGCUGUGUUGGAGGGUAACACAACACUUAACGUAGUGGACGGCUGGGCCAAUUUCACCAAUCUCCUCAUCACUCACUUCGGUCAGAACUACAUUCUGGAUUUCAACAUUUCCUACCCUGACGAGGGGGAGAAUGUCAGCCUCUCUAGUGACCCAUUCACCAUCGCUGGACGUCCAAUCAAAGGGUCACUGGUCAGUCGGUCUACCACUGUGGUGGAGAAGGCUCUGUUGUCCGUUGUUCUGGAGCUGAAGGAUGAAGUCACCUUGGAGACGAUUUCUAACAUCACAUGGAGAGGCCACACUUGGACAGUCACAGCAGAGCUAGGGAUGCCAGACCUCUACAAUGGAUCCCUUGUGGGUAUAACAACCACCACCUUCGACUCGAACACCGCCCAGGCCAGCUUUUACUCUCUCAAUCUCACCAGUGUCGGGGUGUACGUGGUCAAGUUUACCGUUGUCUCCAAUCCCGCGGACUACAACUUCACGUACGAGGAGCUGAUUCCGGUGAAAGCCCAGAGUCACAUUAAUCUGGUGAUUGAAGACACCCAGGAAGUGGUGGUCAAAUUCAAUGAAGAUUAUGACACAAUUGUGGGAACCACAAACAACAAAUAUUUUGCAGCCAUGAUGGGCAACUCUCUGGCCAACACUUACCCCGAGAUUAUACUGAACACCAUCUCUGUAACCAGAGGCAGCAUCAUGGUAACCUUCCAAAUCAGUGGCUCCAAUUCCUCCGUCAACAGCACUGUGUACGCCGUGUGCAGCUCCAUUCAGGGUGGACAGACGUAUUCCUUCAAUGGGCAGGCUCUCUCACUGACGAGUUACCUGACGGUGGGCGGGGCCACUUACUAUGGGGUUACUUGUGGAGAUAUGUCCUCGACACCCACCAGCAGUGAUUCCACCAACAUUGUGCUGAUUGUAGCAGUGGUUUUGGCGGUGGUGGUAGUUCUCCUCCUGGCUGGUGGUGUCCUUCUCUGGAAGUGUAAGGUGGUGCCCAAAACUAAAACCCAUGAUUUUUACAACACCAAAUACCUCGGUAACACCAAGGACAUUGACGAGAUCCUGUUCAGGGAACAGUCCUUCAUGAGUAUAAGUGCUCCCAUUGCGACGAAUAUCCACUACGACAAAAAACAGCCUUGGUGAGCACUAAGGACAACAUCAGGAGUCAGAUGGUGUAAUGGAGCAUUCAACAUAUUUCUGAUGAUGAUAUCUCGCAUCAGAUUAUCCUGAAAGAUUCUUUUUUUUUAUUGAUUUUUAUUUUACCUGUGACAAUCCUUGUUGCAAAGUCUGUAAAAGUCGGAUUAGAACAGCAAGUGUUUUAACUGUGAUAAAACAUUUUUAUUUAGAAUAUACGAUUUCUGAUCUUUAUUCACUCGUUUCAACUGUGAUAAAAUAUUUUUAUUUAGAUUAUACGAUUUCUAUUCACUCGAUUUUACCCCUUGUCUGUGAUGUUGAUAGAAUCCUGCCAGUGUUGACAUGACAACAAAACAUUAUAAUACAAGUAGUUAAUUUCUCUGUGAUCUGAACUUUUAUUGAUGUAGCAUUUAUAAACUGAUGUAUACGCUGUUUUCUGUUGUUACCUGUUGUGAAGACUUUUAAUAAAAUUUAGAUUUC
This is a messenger RNA of Ostrea edulis (European flat oyster), 15559 nucleotides long. Its product is annotated as fibrocystin-L-like. Lineage: Eukaryota; Metazoa; Mollusca; Bivalvia; Ostreida; Ostreidae. The record is from RefSeq and is a predicted model, not a curated record. The transcript has 58 exons. Bases 839 to 15088 code for a protein of 4749 amino acids. Gene Ontology annotation, cellular component: extracellular region.